AUGUCUUCGUUCGCUGCAAAUCUGACAUUGUACCCCCCGCCUCUGAUUGAUGCUGCGACCGCCCCCAUUGAAAAUCCCCUACUGGUGACGCGUGUCGAGGGAGAUAUCUUCACCAACACUCACCCUCUAUGGAAACCACCUCGAGGCCGGACUGUGUUUGGUGGAAUCUUGAUUGGUCAAGCCAUUCAAGCGGCUCAUCAAACAGUCGCCCCCGAUUUCUUUGUCCACCACAUGCAUUGUUCCUUCCAUGCACCCCCAGACGCUGAUAAGCCGAUCUACAUCAGCGUCUCACGGACUGCCGAUGGCAGGUCAUCUGCUUCGAGAGACGUCAAAAUCACACAAAACGAGACGAUCUUCUUUUCAGCUCAAUGCACUUUCUCGCGAAGUGGGCGAGUAAACCCUGCCGUACACCAGUCUAGCCCAUCUGAGUUGGGGGCCAUCCCUCCGGAUCCCGUAUUAUCCCAGUCAGACAAGAUGGCCUUCUCUCAAGAGAUGGCUCGGUCAGGGUUCCUUACUUUCAAAGGGCCAAGCACAAGUCGGCCAGAUGUUGAUCCAUUCUUAUGGCAUGAUGUAGCAUCGAUAGAGGAUCCGAUAUCUACUUCGUCUACAAACACAAUCCACUCAUGGACGAGAUCUUACGGAAACAUGACCGACUCCCGAAUAAGCCACUUGGCUGUACUUGGCUGCCUCACAGAUUCCUGGGCUCUCACCAGUCUUUCACUCAUGAACCCCACCGCAGUGGGGGAGAAUGGAAGGAAUAUCACCUCCAUAGCUACAUUGAAUCACACAAUUUGGCUUCAUGAUCCUUGCCUGCGUCUCGACGAUUGGUUACUCCUCAAGAGGGGUAGUACAUGGGCAGCAGAAGGAAGAUGUUUGGUUGAGCAGCAGAUCUGGGAUAAGCACGGAAAGCUUGUGGCUACAUGUGUCCAAGAGGGAGUUUUGAGGUUGAAACAGCCUGAAAGUGGGCGAGUUGGAUCAACCAGCAGUAAAAUCUAA
Messenger RNA from Fusarium sp. VM40, 996 nucleotides. Lineage: Eukaryota; Fungi; Ascomycota; Sordariomycetes; Hypocreales; Nectriaceae. The record is from the annotation of a GenBank genome assembly.